AUGCCACUCUUUUGGAAGUAUAUGAGUUGUCCUGUCAAUCCUCUCUUCUGAAUGUCAACUCGUUUCGUUUCAGCCUGAAGAAUACUAAAUACGACGCCCCUCCUUAUGCGGCUUUGCCCGCCGUGACACUUUCCCCCGCGCAUCCAGACGGCUUUUUUCAGCAUAGCCGCAUGCUCUGUCUUCUUUUCUGAAUGCAAUCUCUAUCUCGGAUAGAGUCGUUGUUUGAUAUAACUCGUCAACAGGCAGGCCGCGUCUCUACUUCGUCUGCAUUGCGCCGUGACACUCCUGAGACUGUCAGGCUGGGGUCUAGAUUUCGUGUGGUGAUCCGUCGAGGAAGGAGUCUUUUCAUCCGCAACUCUAGCGCAUUCAAAGGUACGGAUUUAUUGUCACCGACCAACGCGCAUGAACCACCUGCCGGCAUGAGCGGUUCAGACCAUCAAUUUGAUCCCGCCACCAUGGCCGGCUUAUCUGAAGCAUCUCAUGGAUCCGACGACUCCAGUUUCGACAUCUUCGAGUGGUACCCGCGGUACCAAAGUUGUCAAAGAUAUUUCGUCGACUAUGCACAACAUAGCGUCCCCGUUCAGGCGCUGUCGGCCUUUCUCAACAUCCAGCUUCCGUUUCAGAAACAGUCUUUCCCAGUCUUCAAUUCUAGCACCCCUGCUGCAGGGUCGGUUCCGUCGUCUGCGAACCAAACGAUGACGGGCUCUUUAGCUUCUAGUGCAGCAUCAUCAAUCUCUUUGAUUCCUUAUAUUAGACGUCUAGUCGCUACGGGGAUGGACUUUCCUGGAGUUCUGCACGGAUUCUUUGGAGAUGACUGGACGGCCGGUGUAGGACCUUUACAUGAACAUGAGCGUCGAAACUACCUUUUUGCUGCCAAGAGUGGUGGAUGGGCUGCAGUAAAGAAGGAUUACGAUAUGGGACCGGCGGAGACGGUGCCGUUCUUACGACCCUUGCAAGGACCUAUUGAUUCGGAACUUGAGGCUGCCGAGCGAAGUUGGAGUGAAUGGUUAGCGAUGGAGGAUUGGAUGGUUGGGCCUCGAUUCCCGGAUACAUUGCAAGAUUCGUCGUCGUCACAUUCGCGGAAUCGAACGUCGAGAUAAAGAUCUAUUCUAUAUUUCUCACGAAACUACUCACGAUCUCCUACGGCCGUCAUGAUUAUACAGUCCAAUGUGCUUAGCUGCUCGCUCAGCAGAUGCGUUACGAAUCUCUUUAUUACUGAUGACUAUACACACCAACACACCACGAGAGAGACGAAACACCUUAAUCAUUCCAUUUAUCACCUGCCCUGCAUCGACGGAGUUGGCCUUGGAGAACGAUCAGCAUUGACAUGAUUUUCUACCCCAUCAGAGGAGUAGUGGGCUAUGUAUAGAGAUUAGCAUUAAGCGAGUUACGUAUCAUAUAUAAUGGGGGAUUCAAUACAUCACGAUCUGUAUAG
Molecule: messenger RNA, 1435 nt
Organism: Talaromyces stipitatus ATCC 10500
Lineage: Eukaryota; Fungi; Ascomycota; Eurotiomycetes; Eurotiales; Trichocomaceae
Exons: 2
Coding region: 192-1100 (302 amino acids)
Source: RefSeq, a predicted model, not a curated record